AUGCGGGGGGAAAAAAAAAAAAUGACACGUUGUCUCCUUGGUAGAGUCGUGUCUGGGGGUGACAGUGUGGGUUGCGAGGAGAGGCCGGGCGGAGACGAGGGGUGGAAGGUUACAUAUAGGGCGGGGCGGUGCUGCGCACUUCCUUUUCCUGUGCGAGCGGCCGCGCCGAGAGGAGCGUGGCCUUCUCCGCUCCUCGCCAUGGCGUGUGCUCGUCCCCUCAUAUCGGUGUAUUCUGAGAAGGGGGAGUCAUCUGGCAAAAAUGUCACUUUGCCAGCUGUGUUCAAAGCUCCCAUUCGACCAGAUAUUGUGAAUUUUGUUCAUACCAACUUGCGUAAAAACAACAGACAGCCCUAUGCCGUCAGUGAAUUAGCAGGUCACCAGACCAGUGCUGAGUCUUGGGGUACUGGCAGAGCUGUGGCUCGAAUUCCCAGGGUACGCGGUGGUGGCACCCAUCGCUCUGGCCAGGGUGCCUUUGGCAAUAUGUGUAGAGGAGGCCGCAUGUUUGCACCAACGAAGACUUGGCGUCGGUGGCACCGCAGAGUAAACACAACCCAAAAGCGAUAUGCCAUCUGCUCUGCCCUGGCUGCCUCAGCCCUACCAGCAUUGGUCAUGUCCAAAGGUCACCGUAUUGAGGAAGUUCCUGAACUUCCUUUGGUGGUGGAGGAUAAAGUUGAAGGCUAUAAGAAGACCAAGGAGGCUGUGUUGCUACUUAAGAAACUUAAAGCCUGGAAUGACAUCAAGAAGGUCUAUGCCUCUCAGCGAAUGAGGGCUGGCAAGGGUAAAAUGAGAAACCGCCGUCGCAUCCAGCGUAGGGGACCCUGCAUCAUCUAUAAUGAAGAUAAUGGGAUCAUUAAGGCCUUCAGGAACAUCCCUGGAAUCACUCUGCUUAAUGUAAGCAAAUUGAACAUUUUGAAGCUUGCUCCUGGUGGGCACGUGGGGCGCUUCUGCAUUUGGACUGAAGGUGCUUUCAGGAAGCUCGAUGAGUUGUAUGGCACUUGGCGCAAAGCUGCUUCCCUCAAGAGUGACUAUAAUCUGCCAGUGCACAAGAUGAUGAACACAGACCUUGGCAGAAUCUUGAAAAGCCCAGAGAUCCAAAGAGCUCUCCGAGCACCACGCAAGAAGAUCCACCGCAGAGUCCUGAAGAAGAACCCUCUGAAGAACCUACGCAUCAUGUUGAAACUGAACCCCUAUGCCAAGACCAUGCGUCGGAACACCAUUCUUCGCCAGGCCAGGAACCACAAAAUCCGGGUGCAGAAAGCCAUGGCGGCGGCGGCGCCCAAGUCAGGUGAGAAGGGAGCAGCGGCCAGGACGAGUGCGGGCAAGAAGCCUGCCCAGGGGAAGAAAGGAAAGCCGCCCACAGAGGCCAAGAAGCCGAAGAAGCCAGCUGGAAAAAAGGCUGCAGCUACUAAGGUCCCAGCAGAGAAGAAAGCUGCAGAACAGAAGCCUGCUGCAUAAAGCUCUGCUCCCUAGGGUCAAAUAGAGACCCAUCUGAAUAAAGACCUAUCUUUGGAUGAGG
This is a messenger RNA of Jaculus jaculus (lesser Egyptian jerboa), 1516 nucleotides long. It is a transcript of the gene Rpl4, whose product is annotated as ribosomal protein L4. Gene Ontology annotation, molecular function: structural constituent of ribosome; RNA binding. NCBI's taxonomy places the organism in Eukaryota, Metazoa, Chordata, Mammalia, Rodentia, Dipodidae. Gene Ontology annotation, biological process: translation. The record is from RefSeq and is a predicted model, not a curated record. Gene Ontology annotation, cellular component: cytosolic large ribosomal subunit; ribosome. The coding region runs from base 1 to 1455 and encodes 484 amino acids. The transcript is spliced from 11 exons.